AUGUUCUGGUUACCAAGUGACGUGAAAGGGAAAUUAAUUAGCGAUAGUGUUGGAAUUGAAAUAGCAGUUCCAGAAUGGGAAGCGUUAACUACUAUUGUAAUGCUGUUCAUUGUCAUCACUGGGACUAUUUUUGGCAAUAUUCUGGUUAUACUUGGAGUUUUCACGUAUAAACCUCUGAGGAUAGUGCAAAACUUUUUCAUUGUGUCUUUAGCAGCUGCUGAUUUGGCAGUUGCAGUGUUGGUGAUGCCUUUAAACGUGGCCUACAUGACUUUGGGUCGCUGGUUGUGGGGUAAACAGCUAUGCAAGAUGUGGCUCACGUGUGAUAUUAUGUCUUGCACUUCAUCCAUCCUGAACUUGUGUGCUAUAGCACUCGACAGGUAUUGGGCAAUCACAGACCCUAUUAACUACGCUAAUAAAAGAACUUUGAAAAGGGUCGUGUAUCAAAUUAUUGGAGUGUGGAUUUUAUCUAUGAUUAUAAGUUCACCACCGAUUCUGGGUUGGAAUGAUUGGCCGGAUGAGUUCACAGCGGAUACUCCCUGUCAGCUUACCUCAGAACCUGGAUAUGUUGUGUAUUCCUCACUCGGCUCAUUUUUCAUACCACUCGUUAUAAUGACAAUAGUAUACAUAAAAAUCUACGUAGCUGCACGACAAAGAUUAAGAAAACGAGUGCUUGUUACACGUAUUCAGAAUAAAAAUCCAGUGUUGGUAGUACAGAGUCGGGAAGAGAGUCAAGAAAAUAGAGAAGAUUCAGAGAACGAAUCGGAUAGUGGUGGAAGUAUAAAACGUUGUCAGAGGAAAGCUUUCACAGACAUAAAGAAAAACUUCUUUGUGCCAUUCCUUUUGUUGAAUGAUCCAGUAUCUCGACAGACGAUUGAAGCAAAUAUGAAUCAAAUACAAGCGGAUGUGUCGCCGGGCAGCUGCGGUAGUUACAAGACUAAGGUCGUUGGUUCACUAAAGAAAAUGAGCCACAAAAAUAAAAAGCAAGGGAAACCGUUGUUGGCGAGUGUUAAUAAAAGCGGGGACGUAGUAAACCAGUUCAUUGAGCAGAAGCAAAAGAUCUCGCUGUCUAAGGAAAGGCGCGCUGCCAGAACCCUGGGCAUCAUAAUGGGUGUGUUCGUUAUCUGUUGGCUACCAUUUUUCCUUAUGUAUCUCAUACUACCAUUUUGCUCGUCCUGUUGUCCCAGCAUGAGACUUAUAAAUGUUAUCACAUGGUUAGGGUACGCUAAUUCUACAGUAAAUCCUUUAAUCUAUACCAUUUUCAAUAUUGAAUUUAGGAAAGCUUUUAAGAAGUUACUAGGCAUUAAAUAA
Messenger RNA from Spodoptera littoralis (African cotton leafworm), 1308 nucleotides. The record is from the annotation of a GenBank genome assembly. NCBI's taxonomy places the organism in Eukaryota, Metazoa, Arthropoda, Insecta, Lepidoptera, Noctuidae.